Gymnogyps californianus (California condor) is the source of this 3042-nucleotide messenger RNA. RefSeq names its product signal peptide, CUB domain and EGF like domain containing 3 (gene SCUBE3). Gene Ontology annotation, biological process: signal transduction. Gene Ontology annotation, molecular function: calcium ion binding. Gene Ontology annotation, cellular component: cell surface. The record is from RefSeq and is a predicted model, not a curated record. Lineage: Eukaryota; Metazoa; Chordata; Aves; Accipitriformes; Cathartidae. Bases 1 to 3042 code for a protein of 1013 amino acids. The transcript has 23 exons.
AUGCAGACUGGGAUUGCAAUGGGAGCUUUGCAGAUUGCUGGAUUUUCCAUCCUUUUCUUUCUCCUCCACUCUGGAAACACACUGGCAAAUAAAGCCAGUCAAGAUGUCGACGAGUGCGUGGAGGGCACCGACAACUGCCACAUCGACGCCAUCUGCCAGAACACCCCCAAGUCCUACAAGUGCAUCUGCAAGUCCGGCUACACCGGCGACGGGAAGCACUGCAAAGAUGUUGACGAGUGCGAGCGGGAAGACAACGCGGGCUGCGUCCACGAGUGCGUCAACAUCCCUGGCAACUACCGCUGUACCUGCUAUGAUGGCUUCCGCCUGGCGCACGACGGCCACAACUGCUUAGACCUGGACGAGUGCUCGGAGGGCAACGGCGGCUGCCAGCAGACCUGCGUCAACAUGAUGGGCAGCUACGAGUGCUUCUGCCGGGAGGGCUUCUUCCUCAGUGACAACCAGCACACCUGCAUCCAGCGCCCCGAAGAAGGAAUGAACUGCAUGAACAAGAACCACGGCUGCGCCCACAUCUGCCGGGAGACCCCGAAGGGGGGUAUCGCCUGCGAGUGCCGCCCCGGCUUCGAGCUCACCAAGAACCAGCGGGACUGCAAACUGACCUGCAACUACGGGAACGGGGGCUGCCAGCAUACCUGCGACGACACCGACCAGGGGCCCAAGUGCGGCUGCCACGUCAAGUUCUUGCUGCACUCUGACGGGGUGACGUGCAUAGGGGAGAGACACUUCCAGCAACACGUUAUCCUUGAGACGUUUUCUAAUGAGACGUGUGCUGUGAACAACGGGGGCUGCGACAGCAAGUGUCACGACGCGGCCACGGGUGUGCACUGCAGCUGCCCCAUGGGCUUCAUGCUCCAGCCCGACAGGAAGACGUGCAAAGACAUCGACGAGUGCCGGCUCAACAACGGCGGCUGCGACCACAUCUGCAGGAACACGGUGGGCAGCUUCGAGUGCAGCUGCAAGAAGGGCUACAAGCUGCUCAUCAACGAGAGGAACUGCCAAGACAUCGACGAGUGCUCCUUCGACCGGACCUGCGACCACCUCUGCAUCAACACCCCCGGCAGCUUCCAGUGCCUCUGCAACAAGGGCUACACGCUGUACGGGCUCACCCACUGCGGAGACGUCGACGAAUGCAGCAUCAACCGAGGGGGCUGCAAAUUCGGCUGCAUCAACACGCCCGGCAGCUACCAGUGUACCUGUCCCGCUGGCUGCAAGCUGCACUGGAACAAAAAGGACUGUAUAGCCGGCGCAUGUCCCUCAGAGCUGGUGAAAUGCCUGCCAGGUUCGGUUCCGCCGCGGGCCACCCUCACCUGCAACAAGACGGGCAAGAAGGACAGCUGUGCCCUCACCUGCGCCUCCAAGGCUCGCUUUCUGCCAGAGUCCGACAGCAGCUACACGGUGAGCUGUGGGACCCCCAUCCUGCGGCAGGGCGGCCAGCAGAAACCCGCCAACAGCAGCCAGCAGUGCCUCGAGACUGUCGCCGCGCCAAUCAAGCAAAAGGCUUCCUUCAAGAUCAAGGAUGCCAAGUGCCACCUGCACCCGCGGGCCAAGGGCAAGCAGGAGGAGGCCGGGAAGGCUGGGGCACAAGGCGGUUCGGCACCUUGUUCCGACUGCCAGGUCGCCUUCGUCAACCUCAAGUGCGACUCAUCCAAGAAGGGGAAGGGCCGCCGGGCUCGCAACUCCUCCAACAAGGAGGUGACACGCAUCACGCUGGAGUUCGAGGCGGAGAUCAAGCCGGAGGAGAUCACAGCCAGCUGCAACCUGCACUGCCUGCGACAGAGAGUGGAGAAAAAGCUGAAGUCGGCCAUCAAAGCCCUGAAGAAAUCCAUCAACCAGGAGCGGUUCCUGCUCCGCUUCGCGGGGAUGGAGUACGAGGUGGCGAGGAAGCUGAGCGUGGCCCCGGAGCGGCAGGAGAGCUGCGGGCCGGGCCAGCAGCGCCUCGGUGGCAAGUGUGUUAGCUGCUCGCAGGGAACGUAUUACCACGGUCAGACGGAGCAGUGCGUCCCCUGCCCCGCCGGCACCUACCAGGAGAAGGAAGGGCAGCUCUCCUGCGACCUGUGUCCCCGCGGUGAUGCUUUUGGACCGGUGGGAGCCACCAACAUCACCGGCUGCACGGGUCAGUGUCCCCCCGGCCAGCACUCAGCCGAUGGCUUCAAGCCCUGCCAGCCGUGUCCCCGUGGGUCCUACCAGCCCGAGGUGGGGCGGGCGCUCUGCUUCCCCUGCGGCGGGGGGCUGACCACCCGCCACGAGGGAGCCCUCUCCUUCCAGGACUGCGACACCAAAGUCCAGUGCUCCCCCGGGCACUACUACAACACCAGCGUCCACCGCUGCAUCCGCUGCGCCGUGGGCACCUACCAGCCCGAUUUUCGGCAGAAUUACUGCAUCGCCUGUCCUGGCAACACCACCACCGACUUCGACGGCUCCACCUCCGUGUCCCAGUGCAAAAACCGGCAGUGCGGGGGGGAGCUGGGCGAGUACACGGGCUACAUCGAGUCCCCCAACUACCCGGGGAAUUACCCCGCCAACGUCGAGUGUACCUGGAACAUCAACCCGCCACCCAAGCGCAAGAUCCUCAUCGUGGUGCCGGAGAUCUUCCUCCCGUCCGAGGACGAGUGCGGCGACGUCUUGGUCAUGCGGAAAAACUCCUCCCCAUCCUCCAUCACCACCUACGAGACAUGCCAGACCUACGAGAGGCCCAUCGCCUUCACCGCCCGCUCUCGGAAACUGUGGAUCAACUUCAAAACCAGCGAAGCCAACAGCGCCCGGGGCUUCCAGAUCCCCUACGUCACCUAUGACGAGGACUACGAGCAGUUGGUGGAGGACAUCGUGCGGGACGGCAGGCUCUACGCCUCCGAAAACCACCAGGAGAUCCUCAAGGACAAGAAGCUCAUCAAAGCUUUCUUCGACGUGCUGGCGCACCCCCAGAACUACUUCAAGUACACGGAGAAACACAAGGAGAUGCUGCCCCGCUCCUUCAUCAAGCUCCUCCGCUCCAAAGUCUCCAGCUUCCUCCGGCCUUACAAAUAG